Molecule: messenger RNA, 768 nt
Organism: Rosa rugosa (rugosa rose)
Lineage: Eukaryota; Viridiplantae; Streptophyta; Magnoliopsida; Rosales; Rosaceae
Product: ubiquitin-conjugating enzyme E2 20
Exons: 6
Coding region: 85-618 (177 amino acids)
Source: RefSeq, a predicted model, not a curated record
ACACUCGCAGCGUUUUAAACCCAACCCUCAACCCUCUCUCCCAUCUCUCUCUCUCUCUCUCUCUCUCUAAGAUCUCAGACGGCGAUGGCUUCUGUGAACCAAGACAACGUCCCAGGGGCCACAGGCACCACUCCGUCGAAGAAAUCUCAGGCGCCGGCGAAGACCGCCGAUUCACAGUCGGUUCUCAAAAGGCUUCAAUCUGAGUUGAUGGCGUUAAUGAUGGGUGGAGAUUCGGGGAUAUCUGCAUUCCCUGAAGAAGACAACAUAUUCUGCUGGAAAGGGACCAUCAAUGGAAGCAAAGAGACAGUUUUCGAAGGGACUCAAUACAGAUUGUCCCUUUCUUUCCCCAAUGACUAUCCCUUUAAGCCUCCCAAGGUCAAGUUCGAGUCUUUCUGUUACCAUCCCAAUGUCGAUGUCCGCGGCCACAUUUGCUUGGAUAUUCUUCAGGAUAAAUGGUCUUCGGCUUAUGAUGUGAGAACCAUCCUCUUAUCGAUCCAGAGUCUUCUCGGAGAACCAAACACUAGCUCACCUUUGAACCCCCAAGCAGCACAACUGUGGAGCAAUCAAGAAGAAUAUAGGAAGAUGGUGGAGAAGUUGUACAAGCCUCCAAAUGCUUAAUUGAGAUGCAAGGAGUCUUCAGUGUAGGAUUAAUGAUUCGGUUUCUCAUUCAGUGUGUUCCAUUCGUUCAUUUUGUUCUUGUUGUUUUCUCUUUACAAAUGAGAAAUUUGAAGGACCUUGUUAUAUUCAAAAGGUGUAGACAUUAAUUCA